Messenger RNA from Malassezia sympodialis ATCC 42132, 804 nucleotides. RefSeq lists its product as uncharacterized. Gene Ontology annotation, molecular function: diacylglycerol O-acyltransferase activity. Gene Ontology annotation, cellular component: endoplasmic reticulum membrane. NCBI's taxonomy places the organism in Eukaryota, Fungi, Basidiomycota, Malasseziomycetes, Malasseziales, Malasseziaceae. Bases 1 to 804 code for a protein of 267 amino acids. Gene Ontology annotation, biological process: triglyceride biosynthetic process. The transcript has 2 exons. The record is from RefSeq and is a predicted model, not a curated record.
AUGUUUGACACCGCGCCCGAGAAUGGCGGGCGCCCCAUCCAAUGGUUCCGCCGGUGCUUUUUGUUCAAGUGGUUCGCGAAGUACUUCCCUGUGACGCUACACAAGACUGCGGACCUCGACCCGAGUCGUAGGUAUCUAUUUGGAUAUCACCCGCAUGGUAUUUUUGGAUUGGGCGCUGUGAAUUCGUUCGCCGGGGAGGGCUGUGGCUUCUCGAAGCUAUUUCCAGGUAUCACGCCGCAUCUCUUGACGCUACAAAACAACUUCAAUGUUCCCUUUUACCGCGACUUUCUUAUGGCUGCUGGCUGUGCGUCAGUUUCUCGGAAGAGUUGUAUGAACAUCUUGAACAAAAAACCCGGCAACUCCAUCACCAUUGUGGUGGGUGGUGCCCAGGAGAGUCUCGCUGCGCAUGCGGGAUACAUGGGCCUGACGCUCAAGUCCCGCUUGGGAUUCGUCAAGGUGGCCCUGCGCACAGGGUACGCCGCUAGCACUUACGACAGGGCCGACCUCGUGCCGGUAAUCGGCUUCUGCGAGAAUGACAUGUUUGACCAAGCGGACAACAGGCGAGACACCUGGCUGUACUGGACGCAGCAGCAGCUGAAGCACGUGCUGGGUUUCACUACGCCGAUCUUUAUUGGAAGGGGCUUGACGCAUCCCUACUAUGGAUGGUUGCCGUACCGUGUGCCCAUUCAUGUCGUUGGUGCGCCCUCUUCGAGUGUGUAUAUGCGAGCUAACUGCAGAAUUUGGGAUGAGUACAAAGACAAGUAUGCGCCAUUUCGUAUUGGCGAGAUGCGCCUGCUGCACUAG